Molecule: messenger RNA, 2269 nt
Organism: Seminavis robusta
Lineage: Eukaryota; Bacillariophyta; Bacillariophyceae; Naviculales; Naviculaceae
Source: the annotation of a GenBank genome assembly
GGUGGAUGCAUUGGACCCACUGCCAAGAAGUGGUUGCUGUCCGCGUUUUAGCUUUCUCUCCAUCCCUCUGCUACAUGUAAUUAAUUGUAUGGAUCAUCAUGAAGCUCUUUGCAAUCCUUUGCUUCCAGUUGAUUGUCAGUGCCUCGGCGUCUCUCUUGCGGUUGCUCGAUAAGGAAGACGGCAAUGGCAAUCAUCGGUUUCUUGGAGGGAGCUCCACCUGUCCCGGCCAAGACAAUCCCUCGUCGUGGUGCUUGUAUAUCGGGGACUAUUCGAAGCCAAUUGGCGGUCAAACCUGCUACAACGAUUACGAUGUUGAUUGCUAUUGUGACACAGGCUACAUCAUGAGAAGCGUAAGCUAUGCCAGUGGUGUACGUUGUUGCUCGGAUAGCAGUGGAUCGGGCGGAGACGAUGGAACGGAUCAUUGUCGCCGGUACAGUGCAGUAGCCACCAAACGAAACUAUCGAACGUGCUUUGACAACUGGGACGACUGCGACUGUCCUUCGGGAUAUGACUAUUCGAGUUCGCGCAAAACCUGCUGUGCGCAACACGGGAACUUUGAUACGCAUUGUCAGCUCUUUUAUGGGCCGCAUGCCCAAGCCCAAAAUGUCUAUUGUCCCUGUCACGAGGACGAACAGUUUUGCGAGUGCAAGCCUGGAUUCCACCUCGACAACAACUAUUGUGUACCCAUGCCCACUGCUACCAAUGAACCAAAGACAUUUGGAGAUCCACACAUUGUCACUUGGCACAAUCAUGAAUUUGAAUACCAUGGAGAAUGCGAUCUCUUGAUGCUCCAUGCACCGACCAUCGGCAUGGACGUCCACGUUCGAACAACAAUCCGCUAUGACUACUCGUUCAUCAGCCAGGCAGCUGUCCGUAUAGGCCAAGAUGUCUUUGAAGUUGUCUCUUACGGAGAAUACAUGCUGAAUAGCAUUGACCUGGUGGAUUUGCCCGCCAAAAUGGGAGGAAACUAUGUCAUCACCAAACCCCCUAUGAAAGACAAGCGCAAAAUCAAGUACUUGAUCACCAAGGAGAACGGAGGUGUCAACAUUGAAUUCAUGACCUUCAAGGACUAUGUCUCGGUCAAGAUUCACAAUGGCACCAAGGCAGAGUUUGACGAUGCCACCGGAAUGAUGGGACACUACGAGACGGGGGAUAUGGUGGCCCGGGACGGAUACACUUCCAUGGAUGAUCCCGCUCUCUAUGGACAAGAAUGGCAAGUCCGACCAGAACGUGAUGGACAACUCUUUAGUUUGGCACGGGAACCGCAGUAUCCCCACCAGUGUCGACUUCCGUCGCCCAAUGCCGUCCAGGCUCGUGCACGAAGGCUGGGAGAGGUGGCCAUUUCCAAAGAGGCCGCGGAAGCAGCCUGCAGUGCGGUUUCUGAGAGCAUGAGGCCGCCUUGUAUCAAGGAUGUCUUGAAGACUCAAGACCUGGAUAUUGCAGAGAUAUACUAAGUUAGUUAAGAUCGAGAGCACCACAUAGAUAUACCAGAAGCUUUAUACAGUUCAUUCAAAAACAAUCAUUGUUUUGCUGCUGUUGCUUCCUAACCUUUGCUCUAUACUAUCGAGAGGAGGACUGUCAAGUCCGACUUGACAGGCAGCUUGCUAGGAUCCCACCUGCCAUACAUUCCUAUAUCGGCGACAUUAAGCAAGCAAAGAUCUCAUUUAAGCACUUCAGCAGUGGCAGUUUUAGUUAGCUAGCAAGGCAAGAAUAGCUCAGGAUUCUGGUUCUGCAAAGGAACUCCAAAAGAAACCCAGUAUUAAGAGCGCGAGAACAAUCGAAAUCCCAGAACAUUGUGCUUGGCUGAGUGGGAGUUGUUUGAAGAUUGGAAUCGAAUCAUUGGAAACUGGACCAGGGCACUGACCCCUCCCCCGCCGACAAGGUGUCUUACAACGACGCCAUUGUUGACAUCGUCCUCAUUGUUUUCAGGGCCCAGCCAUCCUUACUGCUUUACUGAUUGAUUCUGGAUUCUGUUGAGAGGUGGUACCGCCAAGCACGUCCUGUCCCUUUGAUUCCUUCCUUCUAGGUUUUGGCUGGCUCUAGCCAUCUGCUAUGCUAGCCAGAUAGCUGAAUAUCUGCAGCUUCUUGUCAAUCUGUACUUCUUUUUCUUUGCUUUAUGCCUUAUAUUCCGUACUCCCGUGGCUUUUGCAAGUUUGGCUGGAUGUCUUUUGUGCGGUUGCGUUGUUGCGUUGCAUUCUGCUGUUGGUUAUUACCUGGUACAGACUCAUGAGUAGAUCUAGCAACACCUAGCUAGCUACCGGUAGACUAC